Molecule: messenger RNA, 576 nt
Organism: Knipowitschia caucasica
Lineage: Eukaryota; Metazoa; Chordata; Actinopteri; Gobiiformes; Gobiidae
Source: the annotation of a GenBank genome assembly
AUGUUGAAGGCAAUAGGACAAACUCUCUUCUCGACUGGACUGCAGAAUCCUAAGUUCACACUCGCUGAGAAACAGGGUCAGGACUAUGAGACUCGCACAUAUGAAGCAGCCACGUGGGUCAGCACCUCUUUACCUGAGAUGAACUGGGACUCUGCCAUGAGCACCGGCUUUCGGACACUUUUCAAAUACAUCGGUGGCACCAACCAGAAGAAGGCGAAGGUGGAGAUGACCGCUCCGGUGUCCUGUCUCGUGGAGCCUGGAGCAGGUCCGGCCUGUGAGUCCAAGUUCACGGUGUCGUUCUUCAUCCCUGCAGAGCACCAGGCCGCGCCCCCCGAGCCCACCGACCCAGACGUGUUCAUCGAGCACCGGAAGGAGUUCACCGCUUACGUCAGGACUUAUGGAGGAUUUUCCAAUGAGCAGAUGAAGCGGGAUGAGCUCCUGAAGUUGGUGGAGAGCCUGAAGAGAGACGGGGUGGAGUUUGUGGACCAGCCCUUUUAUAUGGCCGGUUAUGACAGUCCUUUCAAACUGACCAACCGCAGAAAUGAGGUCUGGAUCCUUCAAAAGCAGCCUGAAUAG